ACUCAAAGACUGAGGGCCAGCUGCAUGACCUUGCGGUGUUUGUAAACAUACACACGUUGUUUCUCCAGUGUCUGAAAGAGUUGCAAAGUGUUUAGAGGUGAAGAAUACGAAGAAUCAUAUCGCUUAAGAAUUUUGGAUACGUGAAUAAUGGAGGUCGAACGCAUGUGCAUAGUCGAAAACGAGAUGGACGGAUCCCGUAGCGAUCGAAAAGAGGGCGGAAAGCGGGGACGCAAGCCCGGCAGAAAGGCGGCCGACAAGGCGGAUAUGAAGGCCAAGCUCGGUUCUCGAGGCUACUGCAAAAGGGUCGCCAUCGCAGCCCCCGAUUUUAAUACGAACGCAACGUUGCGUGUUGCAGAACGCAGCCGACAAAGUGCGCGCGAAUGUCGCGCCAGAAAGAAGCUCAGGUACCAGUACCUGGAGGAAUUGGUCACCGACAGGGAGAAGGCCGUCCUCGCUCUCCGCAAGGAACUUGAUAUGUACCAACAGUGGGGAUUGGAACUGGACGCCGGGCAGGUGCCAAAAGGGCUGCAGGCGAUGCUUGAAGAGCUUGGGGCCCUCAAGCAGGAGAAGAACAACAACUAGCGAUCUAAGCUGAACUCUUGAUCAUGAUUUUUUAAAUGCUAUUAUGUAUAAAUAUUCCCUUAACCCGCUCAUUUUCUUUCAUUGCGCUUUUUUUUUUUAUCCCUUCUAUGUUUCAUUUCUGAUUAUAUUUUUACAAUGAUUGUCUUUGGCCGACUUGCGUCACGUCAAAAGUUUGAAGACAUUAUGCUAUAGAUUCCGAGACGUUCGCGCCUCAUCAUGAUAUUGAAGAAAUGAUUUCGAGGGUAUUCAAAAUCUCAAAUUAUCUUCAAUGUCUAGCCUUAGAAUUUUGCGCCUUUCGAUAUAUAAAUUUUUCACCAAUUAUAACGUAUAAUUAUGUGAUGAAAAAAAAGCUUGUAUAGUACCUAUACAUUUUGAUAUAGUAUUUUACAUAUCCUUCAUACCAAGUCGUUGCAGUUAUUGAUGUACAAUAUUCAACAAUAUCUUCUUGCAAUUUUUUAUCUUCAUUCAAAUCGUAAUUUUCGGAUUGUGAGUCAUUUAUUUUUGGGUUUCUUUCUCUCCAUUCUAGGCUUAAGUUUUAACUAGUGUACUACUACCGUAUUACCUGUUUGUUUAUAACUAUUAGACCAAAUUUUAACUGUUAGUGAGAAAAAAAGAAAAGAUUUGAAAUUUUUUUUAUAAACAUCCAAAUUAUAUUAAUGUUUUUUAUAACCAACUACGUUAAUAGUUACGAGAUUUAUUAUUGUUAAAAGUUGGACUAUGGCAACGGGCGUUGGAUAUUAUUAUUAUAACUAUUAUUGUCAUUAUCUUUAUGUUAUUACAUAUUUAUGUAUCAUAAUAUGAAAUGAAGUGAAAUCACCUAUAAUAUAUUUAAUCCUAAACAAUU
This is a messenger RNA of Athalia rosae (coleseed sawfly), 1426 nucleotides long. It is a transcript of the gene REPTOR-BP, whose product is annotated as REPTOR-binding partner. Gene Ontology annotation, biological process: regulation of DNA-templated transcription. Gene Ontology annotation, cellular component: nucleus. Bases 148 to 582 code for a protein of 144 amino acids. The transcript is spliced from 4 exons. Gene Ontology annotation, molecular function: DNA-binding transcription factor activity. The record is from RefSeq and is a predicted model, not a curated record. NCBI's taxonomy places the organism in Eukaryota, Metazoa, Arthropoda, Insecta, Hymenoptera, Athaliidae.